AUCAUUAAUUAAUAUUGAGUGUUAAUUUAUAUAAUUUAAAAGUGAUUCCGGUCAUUUUGAUAAACAUUUUAAUCAUAAAAUCUUUAGAAACUGUGUGUAUCUUGAAGUGACCAAAUUUUGGUCUCUGACCAGCUCAGCUGAUGAGCCUGUCCAAAGUGAUCUGAUAGGACCAAUGACUAUGACUUAUCCACCAGUCGAUAAAGAUUUCGUUCCUCCUGAAUGGAUGAAACUUCCUAAUGAUGUACAGUUGCCUUCCUCACUACGGAUGCAUAAUUUAAUUGAAAAAACCGCUCUGUUUAUCAGUAAACACGGAUCACAAAUGGAAAUCCUUGUUAAAGCCAAACAAGCAAACAAUCCACAAUUUGAUUUUCUCUCUUUUGAUUCUCCAUUGAAUAAGUAUUACAAAUAUCUUGUUACAUCCAUGAAAUCCGGUGAAUAUGUUUCAAGUCUAGAGAGGCAAACGGAUUCUGGGGGAUCUGAUGAUGAAGAUCAUUAUCUUCACCCAAGUUUACUUGGGUCAGCGAAAGCAAAUAAAAGUCCAGAAAAAUUAUUUCUUCCGCAAAUACCCAGAGCUCCUGAUGAGAAUAGUUCUUACUCUCAGCUAGUCAAAAGUUUGAAGGAUAAAAUUGUCAGAGAACCAGAGAAAAAAUCUGAAGAUGGAUCAUUGAGCAGUAAAGGCAACAAUACUAAUAAUAAUUGUACAAGUGGAAAUACAUCACCAAUUAAUGAAUCUAAUAGCAAAACUGAUUCCAUGUCCAUUCUUCCACCUCCCCCUCAUGAAGUACAAUUAUACAUUGAUAAACUUGCUGAAUAUGUAGCUAGAAAAGGUGAAGAUUUUGAAAGAGCUAUUCGUAAAAGAAAUGAGGCAAGAUUCGAAUUUUUGACUCCGGGAAACAUUUUCCAUGGACAUUAUAUUAAGCGAAAGUUGUAUUUUCUGGAAGAAAAGCGGCAAACUCAAGCUGAAGAUCUCAUAGCUAAAUCUAUGGCUUCUAGUAGUGGUGAUGGAGUAAAUAAGAAUCUAGUGAGUUUUAGCCUUUCGUCUAAGGAGAAAAAAACUCUAAUUGUUAAAGACGAUGGCAGCCCGGAUCAUAUGAAUAAGACGAAAGAUGAGACUGGUUCAGAUAUUGAUAGUGAUCUGGAUGAACAGAUUAUUUUUGAAGGAAUUACUUCCAAGCAAGAAAAUACAACUCGUGAAAAACAGUUGCAAGAAGAGAGAAGACGCAAAGCUGCCUUAUUUCUGAGUCUACUAAAGAAGAAACAAUCAGAAACUAAAGAAACCAAAGAAACUGCAGCCAAUUCUGAUAGUAAUAAAAACAAUGGUAGUUAUUUUAAUUCAUUUUCACAAAUAAAUGAUCACCCUGGCGAUUCACCUAAUAGAAGUAAAAGUCCUAACAUAAUUAAUCUGUCACCUACCAUUGAAGCAGUUACUUCACCAGUUGUAUCUCCAAAAACUGUAAAUCUAGAUGAAGGAUCGUCCGGAUCAGAUUCACCAAAAAACUCUGACUAUGUUAAUGAAUCAGUUAAGCCCUCUUCGUCUUUGUUACCAUUCAAAUCAACUGAUAAAUCAAGGAGAGAUAAAUCACCGUCCUCAAGUCCGCCAUCAAGCACAUGCUCCAAACAUAGCUCUCACCACCGCCAUCAUCACGGUCAUCACCAUCAUCACCGCCAUCGCCAUCACCACCAUCACCCGCCUCAUCCUCCACACCAUCAUCACCAUCACGGCCACCACCACCAUCGACAUCACCACAGACAUCAUCAUCCCCACCAUCACCAUAGGCGAAGAUCACAUUCUAGGUCCAGAUCGCAUUCAAGGUCGCCUUCUAGGUCGAGAUCUCGUUCUCCUCGUCAUAAAUCACGAAGACGCCGAUGCUAACUUAAUUUAAAUUGGUUGAUAAUUUAUUAACGUGGUUACAUAAGUUGAAUUUGCCAUUGCCUUAAAGAUCCUUGGCGCAAUAAUCCGAGUGUUCAUUGUUUUUCUCAACUAAAUGAUUAUUCGUAAUUGUUGGCAAAGAUUGAUAAAUACUAAGCCAUUGAUUAUGUACAUAGAAACACUAAAAUAUUUUUUUGUCCCGACAACUCCUCUGCUCAACUUCCACCUAAUAAAAAACAUAAUGACUUGAUCUCUCAAUGAAGUACAUCAAUAUUGCAAGUCAAAUAUUGUUAAAACAAUAUUUCCCGCUCAACGCCAACAUUUUUAUUUUCAAUCAGAUGAAUGUCUAUAGCUUCAAUUAAAUGAAAUUCAUUCAUUGCUUUAUCAAACAUGUUCAAUAUCGAAUAUUCCAAAGUUUUAAAUUAAAUAUUUUUAAUAUCA
Molecule: messenger RNA, 2311 nt
Organism: Tetranychus urticae (two-spotted spider mite)
Lineage: Eukaryota; Metazoa; Arthropoda; Arachnida; Trombidiformes; Tetranychidae
Biological process (GO): mRNA 5'-splice site recognition; RNA processing
Molecular function (GO): RNA binding
Source: RefSeq, a predicted model, not a curated record